GAUCUCAGAGUUUCAUAGACUAAAGCUACUUACAUAUGCAUAUUUAAUUAAUAUGGAUUGGGUUCAAUUGGGUGAGUUUUGUGUAAUGGAUUGAUGAACAUGUUUCAACGUAGAAAAUCAAAAAGCUAUUUUUGUUUGUGUGGCUUUCUAUAUAAUAGUUUCUGAAGCAAGUUCCUGCUCGUGUUCAUGAAUUCGAAUAGGAUACUUAUAUUCCGUUAGGAUUCUAAAUUGCAUGAUCGUGUUAGAUUUUGGAGACUUGCUGAGAGAAUUAACUGAGGCCAUUAUUAAUGAAUCUUAAUACGACUGCGAGCCAUCGGGACGGCAAAGUCUUGAGGUGAAGUAAAGAACUCUCUGUGAAUGCGAAUAUUUCUAAAUUGAAUUAUUUCCUUGCGUGAUUGUGCCAUUUAGAAAUAUACUAAAAAGACUUAAAUCAUAGCAUGCUCAUCUUUUUUUCCGUUACGAUUGUUACCUCUCCACCGUAUGCAUUUUGACUCUGAAUCUGUAAUUCUUCGACAUUUUGAAUGAAAAUUAUAUGAAGCUAUUUUAUGAUUUCUGAAAAAACAUUUCCCUUAUUUUUCUCCUUUAAGUUCCUUUCUUCACAGCUCAAAGUUUUACUAUUUUCUGCAAACUUAAGACUCUCUGUUUUUAAAAAAUCGUAUUUUUACUUUUCUAAGCAAAUACUAUCCAAUCCCGCUACAGUACAAAGUAUCAAUGGUUUUGGAUGGAUAUUUCAGUAUUACGCGCAAGCCGUUGGACCAUCCUCUCGGGUAUACGGUUGCCAUUUCUGGUGCCCUUAUGGAAUUGAUGUGCUAUGGUAUCACCAACGGCUUUAGCAUCUUUUCCGAAAAUAUGAAAACUGAUCCAGAGCUACAUUAUCCGGACGCUGGACAAUUGGCCUAUGGAAACUCUGUUGCCGCAGGACUUGCUCCUAUCUUCGGCGUUUUAGCUGGAUUUUUGGUGGACCGCUUACCUUCUCGGGCAAUGUUGCUUACUUCAACAUUGUUUCUUUUCGUUGGCUUAUGGAUCGGGUCCGUUGCUAAAACCCGAGAAGGAGUAAUCUUUGGCUACUGUCUGUUGGCUUCCAUUUCUUGUGGUUUUAUGAUCUCUCCAUGUGCAACUGCAACUGGUACAUGGUUUAACAAGCGCCUGAGCAUUGCUCAGGGUAUUAACUCCUGUGGUGGCGGUCUUGGUAACUUUAUCAUCCAGCCUGUUCUAGGUAUCUUGGUGGAACGUUAUGGCUGGCGCAGGGCUUUUCGCUACACGUCUAUCUUUUGUCUUAUCGGAGUUUUGGCAUCAGUCUUUUCCUGCAGGCGUGCUGAACCAAUUGAAAAUGAUAAAGAGGAGCAAAAUGAUGCAAUUGACAAGGGAGCCUUGAGUUCGGAGGAAAGAAGCACGAUGCCCACUUGCGAAAGGCACUUCUCACUAGCAGUCAAUACACAAGUGCAAUCGGAGACGACACUACAUGGAGAUCAGGCUGAGAACAAUUCUACUGAGAGGGGAGAGUCAAUUCAUGCCCAUUUUACUGGAGAUUGCGCUUCAAAUAUGCACAACAACACUUCAAUUCACGUCAUCGGUGGUUCGACAAAGGGGGAGCUCGAGCAGCAUGAGAUGGUACAGUCCUCAAAAGCUAACGAUAAUAAUGACGACUCUUCUUCAGAUCACAAGGAUCUCAUGCAUGCUAUGCACACUCGACCACUAUCCAUCGUUGAAAAUCUGCGAGUAUUUUUCACAAGGGAUUUCCUCACCAAUUUUUUCAUGUACUUUUUUUUCGCAUGGACCUUUUUUGGUUUGCUUAGCCAUGCCUUUCCGUAUUUUUCUUCGAUGGGAAAAAAAGGAACACCUUAUGAGAACGCAACAAAAAUACCAGACUCAAAAGCUUCAGCUUUGUUCACAUUUUGGGGUGCUUUCCAGGUUUUCAGCUGCCUUUUUGUUGGGACCAUAGCUGGUGUUACCUCUGAGCCCUUUGCUUACAUUACGUGCUGUAUUCUGGGUAGCAUCAUGUGCAUAAUUACAGCCUUUUUCCGAACGUAUGCACUCUUCGCUCUGAGCAUGUCUGUUUUGGGUUUUUGCACAGCAGGUGUCUUUACGUUGAUGCCAUGUUUCAUUGUGAAGCAAUUUUACGGACCAAACUUGGGAUUCUUCAUGUCCACUAUCUUUCUGGGGGGGUGUAUUGGGGGAUUUUGUUCGCCACUAGUUGUGGCCAACCUUGUUCUUUUGACUAAAAGCUCUACGGCAAGUUUUAUUUUUAUGGGCUGCUGUAUGAUGGUCCCUCCCACUUUGUGCUUUUUUUCAAUGUCGCGCCAUAAAAAGUGCGGGAUGCCAUUCUGUUCAUUGUAA
Molecule: messenger RNA, 2337 nt
Organism: Phytomonas sp. EM1
Lineage: Eukaryota; Euglenozoa; Kinetoplastea; Trypanosomatida; Trypanosomatidae
Source: the annotation of a GenBank genome assembly